Molecule: messenger RNA, 1799 nt
Organism: Juglans regia (Persian walnut)
Lineage: Eukaryota; Viridiplantae; Streptophyta; Magnoliopsida; Fagales; Juglandaceae
Product: protein RETICULATA, chloroplastic-like
Exons: 7
Coding region: 286-1614 (442 amino acids)
Biological process (GO): plant organ development
Cellular component (GO): chloroplast inner membrane
Source: RefSeq, a predicted model, not a curated record
ACACACACUCCAAGCCCACUGGUUCAGCCGUUACAGCUGAUUCCCCCGCUCUCUUUACUCCCCCAAAGUCUCAGCCGCCGCCACCCUCACCAACCAACUUACCAAAGAUCUUCAUUUUCCUCUCAACUCUCUGCGUAACCAAACAAGGUGCACACUUUCUUUCUCUCCCCCUCGUCUUCUCUCAUUUUCCCGGCGUUUUCCUAUCCUGUAUAGCGUUCUUAUUAUAAUCAGUUAGCUGCGGCAAUAAUUUGUCGACUUUUCUCCGAGUUUUUCGUCGAGGGAGAUAUGGCGAGUUGUUUACUGAGUUUCGGAGUGUCAAAUGUCGUGAGUCCGUCGAACGCGGUGGUUCUGCGGAAGAUUUGGGGUCAGAGUAUGUUUGUGCAGAGCUUUGGCUUUAGGAGGGUGGUAAAGGAGGUUGCUUUGCCAAUGUUAGUUCGAAAUAAUAGGAGUAAACAUCAGGGCCUCGUGGUUGAGGUGAAAAUGUCAGAACACCGUGGCGAAUCGCAAUCUGGUGUGGCCGUUUCGAAAGAGGGAGUCAAUAUCGAUAGUGCCAGUGGUGUAGGUAAGGGUAUUGCGAUCUUGGAGAGUGGGAACGAAGCGAGAACUUAUAGCGGCGGGAGUGAUGGGGAUGUGCUUAGUGGCAGUGGUGGAAAUGGGGGAUUAUUUAAUGGUGGAAGUAGAGGCGGAGGUGGAGGCGGAGGCGGAGGUGGCGGUGAUGAAGAUGGAAAUGACAAAGAAGAAGAGGAGUUUGGGCCAGUUUUGAAGUUUGAGGAGGUGAUGAAGGAGACGGAGGCUCGGGGGGCGAGUCUUCCUUCGGAUAUGUUAGAGGCUGCGAAGAGCGUCGGGCUCCGUAAAGUGCUUCUCCUUAGAUAUUUGGAUUUUCAGGGUUCAGUCUGGCCUCUGGGCUUUCUCAUGAAGUCAUGCUCUAUGCUUCGAAAUCGAAUGUUGGCUGAUCCAUCCUUUCUCUUUAAAGUUGGAACAGAGAUUGUCAUUGAUUUUUGUUGUGCCACUUUUGCGGAAGUUCAAAAGAGAGGCAAAGACUUUUGGGCAGAAUUUGAGUUGUAUGUUGCAGAUCUCAUGGUUGGGUUGGUGGUUUGUGUUGCUUUGGUUGGUAUGAUGGCACCUUAUGCUCGUAUUGGGGGACCAACUAUAUCUAAGGGCUUUCUUGGGCGAAUGAAGCAUGCUUAUGGAGCUCUUCCUAGCAGUGUAUUUGAAGCUGAAAGGCCAGGAUGUAGAUUUACCUUAGAACAGAGAAUUGCUGCAUACUUUUAUAAGAGUAUCCUGUAUGGAUCGGUUGGGUUUGGUUGUGGCAUUAUUGGCCAAGGCAUUGCAAAUUUGAUCAUGACUGUCAAGCGGAGCAUAAAGAAAUCAGAAGAAGACAUUCCCGUGCCACCACUUUUGAAGAGUGCGGUUCUUUGGGGUGUAUUUCUUGCAGUUUCUUCCAACACCCGCUAUCAGAUCAUAAAUGGACUGGAAUGUUUGGUAGAACGAUCGGCUAUUGCAAAGCAGGUUCCAUCCGUCGCCAUGGCUUUCACAGUUGGUGUGCGAUUUGCCAACAAUGUAUAUGGAGGGAUGCAAUUUGUGGACUGGGCUAGAUGGAGUGGGGUGCAAUAAGUGUUUGUGUUUCUUAUUUUCCAUAGGAUCUCUUCUAACAACCUAAAUGGGGGGAUGGGGGGACUUAAAAUAAUAUGAUGCAUGGAAGUCUUCUGAUCCAUUGGAUGGUUUUUUAUUGUGACAUUUAAGAAGUUUAGAAUAUUAGUACGAUUUUCUUCUUGAUGGAAUAAAAUUAAUUCAUGAAA